UCGUUGUGUUUGUAAAAUUUGUGGCCACUGCGCUCCGUGAGUUGGCUGGUCAGAAACUUGUGAAUCGACAUUUAAACGUGAAGUUUUGUCCGUAGAGUUAGCACACGUCGUCCGCGGUUUUCUCAUUUUAUUCUGGUCUAGUGGGUUUUUUUCGCGUCUAGUAAAAGUGCUUGGAGGGAGGAUUCCCCGAACGCCCUCAUUUGCGUGGGUGGAAGACAGCCCUCUGCGUAGGAAGAAAAAGGAUUCCAUCAGCGGACAGAAGAUUUGAUGGAAAGUUAAAUUUCGCAGCUGUCGGGGUUGUGAUUUACUUGCUGGUGCUGUUGUGAAGUGCUGGGAAAAAUAAGUGGUGGCAAAGUUGGGCUGGAAGAGAUUUCAGUUCCAUAUUGUGGGUGAAAUCUGUCCGAUUCGCUUCAGCCACCGGAACGAAGCUCUCGAUAAUGGUGCAAAAUAAGAAAUUAUCCGCAGUGCUUGUGAUUGCUCUAAAUUGUUUCGUGUUAGCGGCAAAUGGCUUCACGCUGCCAAAUGAGUCGUCUCCCGCUGGGGCCAUAAUCGAGGAGGAUGAAAGUUUCCUUCAGAAUCCUCGCUACGAAAACAACGACGAGCUGCAGGAUUUGUUGGCGCGGCUCCAGAAGAACCAUCCGACCUUGGUGAAAGUGCACAGCAUCGGUUCAUCUCUGGAGAACCGCCCGCUAUUGGCCGUGGAAAUAAGACCGAAUAUCGAUCGCCCGAGGCCGCUGCUGAUGCCCAUGUUCAAGUACGUGGCCAACAUGCACGGCGACGAGACGGUCGGUCGCGAGCUGCUGAUCUACCUGGCGCAGUAUCUGGUCAACAACUACGCCCAGGAUCCGGAGAUUGGAUCACUGGUGAACAGCACGGCCAUCUUCCUGAUGCCCAGCAUGAAUCCGGACGGGUUCCAUCGGUCCAAGGAGGGUAGCUGCGAAUCACCGCCCAACUACGUGGGACGCUACAACGCGGCCGGAGUCGAUUUGAAUCGGGACUUCCCGGACCGGUUCGACAAUGAUCGGGUGCGGCAUCUGCGUCGCAACCGCCAGCAGCCGGAAACCGUGGCCGUCAUGAACUGGAUCCUGAACAAUCCAUUUGUGCUGUCGGCGAACCUGCACGGAGGCGCCGUGGUGGCCAGUUAUCCGUACGAUAACUCGAUAUAUCACCACGAAUGCUGUGAGGACAGCCCGACGCCGGACAACCACUUCUUCAAGUACGCUUCGCUGGUGUACGCCCAAAAUCACCCGGUCAUGAAGAACGGCCACGAUUGUAAUGAAACAUUCCAGGAUGGUAUCACUAACGGAGCGUACUGGUACGAGCUUAACGGAGGCAUGCAGGACUUCAACUACGUGUUUAGCAACUGUUUCGAAAUUACGCUGGAACUGAGCUGCUGCAAGUAUCCGUCUGCCAACGAACUACCCAAAGAGUGGCACAAGAACAAGCGCUCCCUGAUCGAGUACAUGAAGCUGACGCAUGUCGGAGUGCGGGGUCUGGUCACGGACAGCAAUGGCUAUCCAAUCCAGGAUGCUGAUGUAAUCGUAGAUGGGAUCAAGCAGAACAUCCGUACCACCAAGCGGGGAGAAUACUGGCGACUGUUAGUGCCGGGCAACUACAAACUUCGCGUCGAGGCCGUUGGAUUUUACCCAAGCCAGGAGGUCCCGAUUACGAUCGCCGCCGAACAGCCGUUGCGUGUCAACUUCAGCCUCAAGUCGUAUGACGCCGACGAGGGCGGUGAUGGUACAGUUGCAGUAGCUGUCGCGGAUAAAACCAAGCACCCACGGGUGGUGCGACAACAACCGGAUGAGUAUGGGUUCCUAAUUAAACCCAAAUUUGAGCAUCACAACUUUACCGCUAUGGAAUCUUUGAUUCACGAUUUGGCCGGAAACUAUCCGUCGAUAACCCGCCUAUAUUCCAUCGGAAAAAGCGUACAGCAGCGUGAUCUCUGGGUAAUGGAAAUCACACGCAACCCAGGCAAACACGUGCCCGGUAAACCCGAGGUGAAGUACAUUGCCAACAUGCAUGGCAACGAAGUGGUUGGGCGCGAGCUUCUCCUACUGUUUGCCAAAUAUCUGUGCGAGAACUACAACCGCACCGAGCGGGUCACGAAACUGGUCAACAGCACCCGGCUGCAUAUUCUGUUCAGCAUGAACCCGGACGGGUACGAAAUAUCCGAAAUCGAAGACAAAGACAAUCUCAAAGGUCGAGCCAAUGCCAAUAACGUGGAUUUGAAUAGGAAUUUCCCGGACCAAUUUGGACGAAAUAGCUACAACAUGAAGCAGGAGCCGGAGACGCACGCCGUCAUGAACUGGUCGCUGUCGAUUCCGUUCAUUCUGUCGGCCAAUCUGCAUGGCGGGGCGUUGGUGGCAAACUAUCCGUUUGAUGAUUCUCCGAAGGAUUUUGCCUACUCGAAUGGGUAUGGAGAUCCUCGAACGGUUAAAAACCCCACCGAGGAAGACGAGAUGUUCCAAUAUCUUGCACAUACGUAUGCGAACGCUCACACUACGAUGCAUUUGGGUCAGCCGUGUCCUACUUACAUUAAGGAAAGCUUCAAGGACGGAAUUACAAACGGUGCUGCCUGGUACUCCGUUACAGGAGGUAUGCAAGAUUGGUCCUAUAUUGUAGGGGGUGCCUACGAACUGACUCUGGAAGUUGGUUGUGAUAAAUUCCCCAAGGCCGAGGAACUGCCCAGCUUUUGGCUGCAGAAUCGGGAAGCCUUGUUGCGAUACGUGGAGCAGGCCCAGCAUGGAAUCUAUGGUACUGUUAAGAGUACUAUUGGGCAUCCGAUUGCCCAUGCAACAAUUCAAGUGAACAACAUCCAACAUGUAACCUUUAGCAGCGAGGAAGGUGAUUUCUACAGAAUGCUGCUACCUGGAUUAUACAAUGUGACGGCUGAUGCCGCCGGCUACGAACCCCAAAUCAUGCAAAUUCGUAUUCCUCCGGAGGCAACCUCAGCGGUCCUGGUGGAUUUUCUACUGAUGCGCGACGAUCCUCAGCACUGGUCCUCUGCCUACGAUUAUCGCACAUUGGAGAAUGUCGUCCGGACGCGUUACCACAGUGAUUCGCAAUUGCAUGAGAUUAUGAGUGAGUUUGAGAAUAAGAACUACAAGACCGCUUCCCUGGAAUUUGGUGAUAACGAAGUAGCGAUGGCAUACCCAUCCGUGAAGAUGACUGACAACAUUGGUACCCCAGAAGAAACUAAGCUGCAUAUACUGGUUCUCUCAUCGCUCUUUCAAAGCACAGCUAUUGGUCGCGAGAUGGUUAUAAACCUGGCUCGACAUGUUCUUGCCGGAUACCGGAUUCCAGAACCAUCGUUGAUAAAGCUGUUGAAGAAUGUAGUUCUUCAUUUUGUGCCCAUAAAAAUGGACUCACAAAAUUUGUUGGAACAGUUCCGUGCCAACCAAAGUGUGUGUGAUCCGUUCGUACAGGAAGAAUUAGCCGAUAAAUUGCUGAGUGCUGAAACUGAUCAUCAGAAAGAUAUGCUGCUAAGGAUGCUUCAAGAUGAAGAGUACGAUUUAGCACUGAAUUUUGCCGCUGGUGGAAAUGAUGUAUUCUACCCAAACACCGAUGACAAAGUGGCAAUAUAUCCGCGGUUUGCCGAGAAAAUUAAGGGACACAAAUACACCGUCGUUACGAACCAGCAGUGUCCCGAAUCGGCUACACGACUUCACCAAGCCGACGCCAUCCAACGGCUUACCAACCAACUGCAUAGUCUAUACAAAGUCCCCAUGUUUACACUACAGUUGGGAUGCUGUAAAAUGCCUCAAGAAGCGGACAUCGCCACCGUAUGGCGUCAGAAUCUUGAAAGAAUGACUAAUUUCCUCCGAUUGAUCGACACCGGCAUAAAGGGAUUUGUACGAGACUCCGCUGGUCGCCCCCUGCGUAAGGCGAUACUCAAAGUGCGAGGAAACAACCUGAUCUACAAGGUCACACCUAACAUGGCCCACUUCCGUGUAGUUCUACCCUCCGGUUCAAUGGAAAUCGAAUUCAGUUGCGUCAAUUACACUUCGAUAAUCCGACCCAUCCUGUUAAAUCAGGACCAAGUUCUGGAUAUGGGAGAUAUUGUGAUGCAAUUGGCCGCUCGGCCCAUAGGUGAAGGCAGCGUAGAACCUGUCCCCUCGAAAAUCUUCGCCUCGACCACCGUGAAACCAGAACAGCACGGAAGCUUUGGUGUGUUGGAACCACACGAAAAAAUGAAAAUUUUCCCCACUGAUGGCGGUUUGACCCAAGGCCGGGUCAGUGGGUUAAUUCUCGAUGAAGGCAACCAUCCGAUUGCCAAUUCAAAAGUCUUUAUCCAGAAUCGAAUAACCAAUGCUACGGCGUACACCGACUAUCUGGGCAAAUUUCAACUAGAUGGAGUAAAACAGUCCGAUUUCGUUCUGCACGCGGAGGUUUCCGGGUACACGUCUGAUGAACGCACCCUUCAUAUGAAUCCGGUUGCGGGCGGUGAGCUGUCUGGUGUGAUAUUCCACCUGAAACGUGACGAACGCGUGAUGGGAAUACCCAGGUUGUUGUUCGUCAUUCUGGCCGGCUGUGCAUCGGUUGCCAUAAUUGCAGGCGGCGUGAUGUGCUUCAUGUACAUUCAGGCCCGCCGGAGAAAUUCUCGCUACUACUACAGCUUCUCGAUGCUACCCCAGAAGGGUGAGCAGACGAAGCGACUGUUCGAGGAUGACGAGGACGGUGAAACGGAACUAUUUCGAGCGCCAACGAAGAAGCUCCAACCUUAUUACGAUGAUGAACAAGACCCAAUCACUGACACCGAGGACGACAGUGAGGAAGAAAUUGUGAUGCUCAAUUCAUCUUUCCGAAACAGCUAGGCUAGUAUCGUUCUUUUGGAGAAAAAAAUGUUACAACAGAAUUGCCAUCAGCAGGUAAUAUUUAAGAUCUAAUCGCCUUCUACGGUUCCCGCUAAGUUUAAAUAGCUAAUCCCUAGCUGGAAAUAAUCAGUUUAAAAAUUUAACACCUUUGCAUAAAGGAUCAAAAGUCUGAUAAUAUUGCUUUUAUUUUUCGACCGAAAUCGAAUCAUUCCAAUCUCAUGUCAAUUGAAACAGUCAAUUUCCUAUAAUGAAAAUCCUAUACUUGUGCAAUCAAGAGUAACUCAACUAUUUCCUUGCAAAUAAGCGUAAGCACAAUGAUAUGUGAAAUGUGAUAACUCGAUUAUUAAAAUGAAAGAAUAAAAUUGCACAAAGGCAAUCAAUAGUUCGAUUAGAAAUACAUCGAACGGAAAAAGUUAUCUCUUAGUUGAUUUACUUAUUGUUAUUCUACGACGCGCUCUCCUUUAACGGUUAAAAUAUAGAUGUUGUUGGUGCGGUAGGUGUUCAAAGCGAAUCUUUGGACAAUUGUUUUUUCAGAGGAUGUCGAUUCUAACGUCAUUAAUUGCGAACGACUUAUUUUUGUAAUAAAUGAUAAUACCUACGCUAGAAAUAA
Armigeres subalbatus is the source of this 5427-nucleotide messenger RNA. It is a transcript of the gene svr, whose product is annotated as carboxypeptidase D. The transcript has 13 exons. Lineage: Eukaryota; Metazoa; Arthropoda; Insecta; Diptera; Culicidae. The record is from RefSeq and is a predicted model, not a curated record. The coding region runs from base 438 to 4817 and encodes 1459 amino acids. Gene Ontology annotation, molecular function: zinc ion binding; metallocarboxypeptidase activity. Gene Ontology annotation, biological process: protein processing; peptide metabolic process.